GAAGCCAGAAGGACGCUAAUAAGUCAGUCUUAUUAUUUGUUCUCCAGUUUGUAAAAAUGUAUGUCGUUUAAAAUACAUCUUUGAUUCUUUAAUCCCGGAAAAAACCCGUCUCGGUGAGCGAGAACCUUAUCGUGCUAGCAAGUUUAGCUAGCUUAGCUUGUUAGCUGCUAACAAAGGGACGCGGAUGUUAUCAACACAUCGCUAAGUAGAGAUCAAAUGUGAGUGUAAAGUGUUGUGAUUGUGUGAACAUGUGAGUGUAAAGUGUUGUGAUUGUGUGAACAUGUGAGUGUAAAGUGUUGUGAUUGUGUGAACAUGUGAGUGUAAAGUGUUGUGAUUGUGUGAACAUGUGAGUGUAAAGUGUUGUGAUUGUGUGAACAUGUGAGUGUAAAGCGUUGUGAUUGUGUGAACAUGUGAGUGUAAAGUGUUGUGAUUGUGUGAACAUGUGAGUGUAAAGUGUUGUGAUUGUGUGAACAUGUGAGUGUAAAGUGUUGUGAUUGUGUGAAAAUGUGCGAAAGAACGAUAGCAGAUUACCAGGCGGAACUUUCUAGAACGAAAGAGAACAAUCAACUACUGGACGCUGUUUUCAAGAAACAUCAAGUUGUGUUACACACAACAGACGUCCAGCAGCCCCCUCACAUUAAAGAGGAAGAGGAGGAUCCACAGCCCACCCACAUGAAAGAGGAAGAGGAGGAUCCACACAUGAAAGAGGAAGAGGAGGAUGAUGUCAGCAAGUUUCCACUGACUGUUGUCUCUGUGAAGACUGAAGAGCAUGAAGACAAAGCACCUGAGUCCUCACAGCUUCAUCACAGUCCAAGAACAUGGAGUUGGGAUUUGCAAUCUGAGGCAGAGAAUGAGGAGCUGCCAGAAAAAAGGAACAGGAAGCCAGUCCAUCGUCUCGGGGACUCGGAUGAUAGCGAAGAAGACCCGGGAAAUGGUGACCUCGCAUCUCUGGGGUUGGCAAGCCAAUUGCACAGGCAGACUUCACCGUCUCGCCGAGUGCCAGCAAGAGUCAUGAGUACUUGUCAACUCGACUCCUCAACUGGAGAUAACUUUCUAGCACCUCACCAUGGGGAAGGACGUAUUCAUAUGCCUUCACCAGCACCUGCAUUAAACAUGCAGAGAGUUACACAAGGAACGGCCAUCCCUCCUCGACUCCCUCCACCCCCCUCACCAGCAGCCCUCAACAUGUGGCAGACAGAGGAAGAAUGGCCGACAACAUUUCCUGCUCUGCGCCUGAGGUAAUCCACAUCCUUAGCCUGCUGGAAACUAUUAAGCACAACCAAGACCAGCUGAUUGCGAAGGUGCUGUGAGUAAAAAUGUGUUGACAAGGUCAGCCACGGACGCUGAGGUCACCAAACACGCCAUCAGGUGGUUCAACUUGGCGGGGGAUCGGGCAACGAGGAGACGAGUCCCGCUUCCACCUCCUCAGGAGGAAUAGAGAUGAAUAAAGUUGAAUGUGAGAAGUUGAAGCAGCCCCGUGUCCCAUGUCAUUGAAUGAACGCAGAGUACUACACACGAACAGCGUAGUCGGGACCCUGCAGACCCCUCCCGGCUACACUCCCACCUGAACCCAAUUAAAUGAUGUUACCAAGGCAACCGCACCAUAGCAAUGGUCCCAUCCCUGUCAACACUUCCUGGUUCUCAAGAGGAAGUGGGCGGAGCAAUCUGCCGAAAAGGAAUUUCAGCAUGAACAGAGGCCAGCAAUCAAUUACAGAAAACAAAAUAAAAACAAUAUAAACAAAUAAGGACAUUUGGCUCCUACAGUAUGCAAAGUAAAUGUCUGUGGGGUGAUGUACAAUAUUGGCUUUUGCCUGACACUCCGAACUUUGAUUGAUAUUGAUGUUGUGUUGGGGAUGUUUAAAAAGAAACCGUACAUUAAAAAUGUUUAAAACCCGAUAAUGGAAAUUUUUGUUUAAUCCACAAAUGUAAAUUUGUAAAAAAAUAAAAUAAAACUUCCUUCCACAAACAAUUCAGCCAUUUUCUCUCACUUUUAUAUUGCUUAAAGGUCUGGGGACAUA
Entelurus aequoreus (snake pipefish) is the source of this 2018-nucleotide messenger RNA. RefSeq lists its product as uncharacterized. The record is from RefSeq and is a predicted model, not a curated record. Lineage: Eukaryota; Metazoa; Chordata; Actinopteri; Syngnathiformes; Syngnathidae. The transcript is spliced from 10 exons. Bases 505 to 1242 code for a protein of 245 amino acids.